AUGCAGCAUGAGAACCUCCCUCCCGGGGGCGUGGAGUUUUUCUAUCUGGACGGCCCGAUCCCCGCCUCCUCGAUCGACGCCUGCGACGAAACCUACAUGAAGCCCAACCGCCUGCCCGACAGCUGGCUCUGGGGCUACGGCGACCCAGAGACCUCCGAACUCAAGGGACUCGAGCACACCUGGAAGCGGCUGGCGAAUGUCCUGACGGAACAUGGGCCGUUCGUUGGCGUCAUCGGCUUCUCCGCCGGGGCCGCGUGGUCUGUCAUCUUGACUGCCUUGCUGGAGCAGAACAAGAAAUAUCCUCAGUUUCAAGUCAACCACCCGCCCAUGCACUUCUGCAUCGCCUUCUCAGCCUUCAUGUUCGAGCACCGCACGUACGAGUGGAUCUACGCGCGCCGCAUCCAGACGCCUGUGCUGCACUUCAUCGCCGCGCUCGACACCUGGGUCACCGAGCGGCAGUCGCUGAAGCUGGUCGGGCGGUGCGCCAAUGCGCAGGUGGAGUACUUCCAGGGGUCGCACUACAUCCCCCGAGGACCCCGAAUCAGGGAAUUGGUCACUAGGUUCAUCCGGAGGACGGGCGGUGGGGUGGGGGUGGGCGAGGUGGAUGGCAACUGCAUUCACGUAUAG
Molecule: messenger RNA, 627 nt
Organism: Aspergillus uvarum CBS 121591
Lineage: Eukaryota; Fungi; Ascomycota; Eurotiomycetes; Eurotiales; Aspergillaceae
Exons: 2
Coding region: 1-627 (208 amino acids)
Cellular component (GO): cytoplasm; nucleus
Source: RefSeq, a predicted model, not a curated record